UGGAGCCUCUGUAUCCUGCGGAGUGAACCUCUCUGAAACACCAUCCUGUCUAAACACAGUCAAGAGUGGAAAGGUUAAAAAAAGACAUUUUUUUGGAAACCUACAAGGACUCUAAUUCCAUGUGUGGAGGAUUUAGUCGAUUUAGCGCUCAUUCUCCGAGGUAAGCAACUUUAUUUCUUACAAGUGUAACUACUUCUUGUUGUCAUGUUCAGUCGUAGUUUUGUGAUUAUCAGCAUCAUGUCGUCUGUUUCAAUAGUGGGUUAAAAAGGUUAUCCGAAAUGCGUGAAUUUAGUUAGAAAAACAAAUUGUAAAUGGUACUGUGAGUGAUAGACUACAAAACAGUAGAGUCUAAAGUUGCUCAGAGAAAAACAAAAACAGAAGAAGAGACUUAUUUUUAUAGGAACAUGAGGAGAACUUGGACUCCACUGUUAAUAAACCUAUAGUACAUUUUCAUUUCUUUAAAACUCCAGACAACAGAAAUGUUCACUAAGAUGCAUUUAUUUCUUUAUAUGUUGAUGCUUUUAUUCUCCAGUUGAGAAACAAAAAGAUAAAACUGUUCUUUUACUUAUAGUUGGCUACAAACUAUGAAUAUGUUUUCGAUUUAUAAUAUUAAAAUGAAGCUGUAGUUUUUGAUAUGACAUUUCCUACAGAUUAAACUGACAAUAAGACACAGCGACAAGUGGAGAGCGAGACAGGCACAAGAAAAGCUUAAAGUAAAUAAAUGCUUCAGUUUAGCAAAACAUUUAAUUUUUCAGGUAAAGAAUUUCAGGCUUAAUCUUUGGCAGUGAGCUGAACUUUAAAUACUGUUGAAAUAUGUUUCUGUAAAUUCAGUAAUGCGGCUGAUCUGAGGAAGAGGUGUUUACUUAUAAUUAAACCACUGUUAACUGACCGUCACGUCAUCCAUUGAUUAUUGCCUGUCACUUUCCCUCUGAUUAAUGCAGCUAGAGCAGAAAAAAAAGACAUGGGAAUGGAAAAUGUAACUGAUGAGGCCACACAGGAUACAUAGAGAUAUGUUUAGUUGUUUGCAUUUGCAUAGAAUUUUUUUUUUAUAUAAAUGAUGAAUAAAGUUGAGUGACAUUAUUGGCAAAGACAGAUUUCUUUGUGGUCAGCAUUUUUCAGUGUCGUGUAUUUCUAUCUGCACCAUAAAAGGUGAAACAUCAGGUUAAAAAACCUCUUACACUGGUUUUAAAAUUUUCUAAUCAUUUUCAGAUGUCGCUGUCGGAAGACGUUGCAUUCCGCUCCAACAUACCUGUCCCUCUGGAUAUCACAGUGGCAGUGGUCUAUUCUAUUUUUGGUGAGUUAAUCUCCAGAAAUUCAGAUCAUUUUCUCUACAUUUACUUGAACAGAUGAUAAAGAGUUAACAGAAAUCAUGAUACUGUCAAUAAGGAGGUUGAUAUUCAUGUUUGAUUCUGCUCAGGCUGAGAUGAUUAACAGCAUGAUGUAAGGCAAUCGCAAUAAUUCCAUCUCUGUCCACCGUGUGUGUAAUACUUUCAUGUCAGCCAACAUUUACUAUUCCUGUAUAAUUUCAUUCCUGCAUCAGACAGUCCUUCAUCAGAGAUUCAUAAACGACUGUACAGACCUCGUUAGGGGUUAGCUGUUGCAGCUGUUAAACAAGAAGGGUCUGUGCUCGUAAAGUCUUGAGGUUCACCCUGCAGUAAAAAAAAAAAUACAUAUUACUUUUAGUAAAAUUCCCAGAUUAACUGUAAUCUCCGUUUUGGCCACAUUACAUUCAGAGCUAUACUUCAUAUGUGAUUUUUCAUCGCUCAACUUACAUGUGACUGUGGGGGUGUCCAUGUGUGACACUUAAAGCUACCGUGAGGAGUUUCAAGUUGAUUAUAAAACAGUGAAAUUAAUGCAGAUGUCUUUUUAGGACCAACAUGAGCAAAAAUAGGAAAUCCUUCAACUUUAUUUAAACACUGCCACAGAGAGGCAUUCAGAACAGCCUUCUCCAUAGCGAAGAUUCACAGUUAGGAUAGGAAUAUGAUUUACUGUUUAGAUACAUCAGGAACAGACUGUGGGUCAGAUCAUAAUAUAUAGAGAAGUAAAAACGCAAAGAGACAAGAGGCGUCUCUUCAUGCCGGAAUCAACACAAACCAAAAGUUUUUCUCAGGAGUUUCAUCCUGAACUCGGGGAGUUGGUUUGUAAAAAAAACAGAGCUGUUUACGUCGUCACAGUGCCAGUGUAGGCAUUAAAGUUACAUGUUUAUACUUAUUCUGUAAAUGUAUUAGGGGUCAGACUCUUUAUCUUCCUAUCAGUGUGGUUAAUUUGAAGGUGACUUAAAGGUGUUGUUUGAAAGAGUUUCAAACAUCACCUUACACACUGUAAGGGGGUAUUUUUAUAUAUAUAUUUAAUUUCUUCUCAGGGUAUUAAGACUACAGGUUUUGCAUAAUUUGGGGUGUUGCUGACUUGGCAUAUAGUAAGGCAGAUAGUAGUUAUUUUCCAGGAGGCUUUAGGCUCUCCUUGUCCCACAUUUUUCCUCUUGCUAAGUUGACCAAAGUUAGAUAGAGUCUUUGUUUCCAAUAUGACAACUGCAGUUGUUGGGCUUCAGACACCACUGAGACAACAAGCAUGUUUAUACAGUCAAUGCUGCAAACAUGAGCUUAUAAAGUAUGUUUCUACCUUUAAGAUUGAAUGAGCUGUCUUUGUCCUUUAAAAUGUUCAUUCUGUAUGUCCUUAAAAGUAGUAACACUUGCCUAUUUGAGUAACAGUUAUAGCCUAUAAUUAUCAUAGAGGAAUUGAUUUUCUUUAAGAAACUAAAGUAGAGAUUUACCUAACUAAGACUAAAAAUUCUGAUAAUGAAUUCUCCUUUUCUUGCAGGUAUAUGUUCACUGUUUGGAAACAGCACACUACUAUAUGUCUCCUACAAGAAAAAGCACCUUCUUAAACCGGCAGAGUACUUCAUCAUCAACCUUGCUGUUAGUGACUUGGGCCUGACUCUGUCCCUGUACCCCAUGGCAAUAACUUCAAGCCUCUAUCACAGGUACUACACUCUGCACCUACUGUAGACAAAGAACGACUAAAUGGUCUGGGAAAGGAACUCUUAAAACAUAUGUAUACUUUAGUAAAAGAUAAAAAACAUCAGUAGUCACAGCUUUUAAAUUACACUCCCUUGUAUAUCUCAUUUAACAAGAAGUUAGUUAGUUGGGAAUUGGAUUGACUUUGAGUUCACGGAUACAGAGUCUAAUUCUAAUGCAGUUCUCUUCUGUCCCCUGUCUCACCUCCCUACCUCAUUGAUCUGUCUUUUCUUUCUGUGUGCUGUCCUCUCUGGCUUUCUCACACCCCCUUCCCCUCCUACGCAGGUGGCUCUACGGAAAAACGGUGUGCUCUAUAUACGCUUUCUGUGGCAUGUUGUUUGGCAUCUGCAGUCUGACCACGCUUACCUUACUGAGCGUGGUGUGCUUUGUGAAAGUUUGUUUUCCGCUCUAUGGUAAGUCUUCAAAGAAGCUAUCUCGUUGAAAUGACAAAGGAUUAACCAUCACAUCCCUAAGUGGCUGAUUGUUGAUUUAUCUGUAGCUGGAAACGCAGUGAUAAUCCCUCCACAAAGCACCGAACAUUAGCCUUUCUUUGAUGACUGACAAGUCCGAGGGCUGCGCUCAAUAAGCAUUACUUUUGAUGUUGCAUAAUGCAGUUCAAAAGGGCCUCUAUUCGACCGAAAGGAAUCGUGUUUUCCCAGGCAGUGUCACUGAGAGGUUCUUUAACCAAACUCUUCCUAUGAGCAACUAUAAUGAUCAUUUACGAAUAAUGCCUGACUUCAUUUCCUGACUACAGUGUAUGAACCUAACUUUGAGGGUUUGUACAGGAAAUCACACACACAUCUGCAGUCUCUGAUUUUGGUUUGCAGUCUUAAUCCCAAGAUGCAACACCUCUCUCAAACAACCUAAAGAGCUAAUUACUCAUGAGUAAUAAAUAAAAACACUGCCUUUUAAUUACACAGAUAAUUCAAAUGAGAUGUAAUCUGCUUUCACAGGGAACAGGUUUAACUCUCUUCACGGCUGUUUGCUCAUUGCCUGCGCUUGGAUCUACGCCCUGUUGUUCGCCUGCUCCCCGCUGGUCCACUGGGGGGAAUACGGACCAGAGCCCUAUGGCACUGCCUGCUGCAUUGACUGGCGCCUGUCCAAUCAGCAUACCACAGCGCGCUCCUUCACUUUGGCACUGUUCAUCUUCUGCUACAUCCUUCCAUGCUGUGUAAUUGUGUCAUCCUACACAGGCAUUCUGCUCACAGUGAACGCGUCCCGCAAGAAUAUGGAGCAGCACGCGCCGCGGCAAACUCACAUAAGCAGCAUCCAGGCAAUUAUUACGAAGGUGAGAGGGAAAUUACAAAUUAUUACCGGCAUUAUUUUUGAGAUACCAGUUGGCUCUCAGUCUAUAUUUAAAUGUCCACCUUGGAAAUAAUCAAAGAAAUCACCAUGUUAAGUACAACUCAGAAUAAUAACAGAGAAAGAAGAUUGUGAAGGAGUUACAAGUUGGUGGAGGGGGAGGUUGGGUGUUGGAUGCUGUAGUUCAGGGGUAAAUUAUCAAAGCACCUCCUGAGAGACCACAGUCCUCUGGAGAGCUCCUCUCUCAUCCAUUUGCUGCAGAAACUGGCAGUGACCUCAAUAUAUCCCCCAGUGAUACAGCUCCUCAUUUGCAGGAAUUAGCUCUGGCUGUAUUGUGAUGGAUGAAAAGCUUCUUCUGUUGCCAUGCUGAUAUAUGGUCACCAUCACACACCGUGCUCUACAGGAAUAACUGAUGUGCAAAUUAAAGGCUAAUAAAAACAACAUGUUUCACUGUUUAUACUAUCUGGCUGAUGUUACUGUUGGGCAGUGAACUUUUCAGGCUGUAAAGAGCUAUGAUUUUACACUUAUAAGCCUGAAUCUACCUUUCAACACUCUUACUCUUAGGAAAGCUUAGAUUUCCCCCCGACACAGAACUCAGUUUUUAUUUAGACAACAAAAAAAAAGAAAAAACUUCACAUAGACUAUCCUGAAACUGUGAGUAAUCCCUACAGCAUCAAAAAUGUGUUGGUUUGUUUCUUUAAACAAUAACUUCUCACUGAACUUUUCACUGAAGUGUGCUGAAACUACUCUGCUCAAAUGUUCAUUGGGACUUAACAAUAAUCUGCUUGAAAAUGUAAAUAACUUCAUUAAAUCAACAGGUGCCUCUUUCAAGAUUGUAUAAGCUUGAGUAGAUGCUGAAUUUCUUGUAAACUAUUUCAUGUGUACAUCUGUAAAUUUGAUUAUUUCUAUCUUUAUAAAAGCAGUUUGACUGACUUUGGUUGUUUUAUGGAGUGUCUCCUAGAGGUUUUGUCAGCACUAGAUGUAGUCGACCCUUUUGUGUUAGGAUAAAAAAAAAGAAAAGCAGGGGACUUCCUAGUCCCUUUUGCCUUCAUAUCAGUGACACUUCUUUGUUUUUCUCUUUUUCCUGUCAGCUAAGUGUGGCAGUCUGCAUCGGUUUCUUUGCAGCAUGGAGUCCCUAUGCCGUGGUGUCUAUGUGGGCUGCUUUUGGACACAUAGAGAACAUUCAUCCUGUGGCUUUUGCCAUGCCAGCCAUGUUUGCAAAGUCCUCCACCAUCUACAACCCAAUCAUCUACCUAAUGCUGAGGCCAAACUUCCGCAUGGUCAUGCGCAGGGACCUAGGCACCCUUUGCCACAGCUGUGUGAGAAGCUGCCUCUGCUCUGGCAGGCCGACAAAGUGCCACUCCAAGACGGAGAUCAGGGUCAAACUUCGCACAAUCCACAGACAAACAAACCAGAUUCCUUCUUCAAAAUCAUCCGCUCAACCUCCCAAAGUAGCGUUCAAGGACCGCCGCUGUGAAAAGUGCAAGGAUGCCUUUGAAUGCUUCAGACACUACCCCCAAAUGUGCAGUGUUACCAACCCAGCAGCCAACAGAGACUCAUUUAAGGAUCAAGACGGUCCAGCUCCCCAAACACAACAGCAGAAGACUCAAAGUGUGUGCUCCAGAAAGUCUCUGCUGGCCAGCAUGUGUGCAAAAAGGACUUCAGAAGUGGACAACUUCCAUAUCAAUUUAGAGAUGGUUCCAGGGCAUGCAAAAGUGGCUUGGCCUUGAGGGCUUUCUUUCUUUGUUUACAGAAUAAAUCAGGUUAAGUUCUUUCAGAUUUGAUUGAACCAUAUGCAAAGCAGCUAUGUAACUUAUUUAUUUAUUGGUUUCCUACGUUUUCUUUUCUUUUACUAAUGAGAAAAGCUUUCCAGUCAAUACUCUGACUCUUGAUAGUGUCAUGAGUUAACAUUCAUGUUUUUUAAGGCGUUUUCAAUCGGUCAUAAAACAACACCAGAAACCAUAAAUGCAAAAAUUCUUCACAGAAGCUUUAAGUUGUAACAAUCAUGUAAAUAAACCUUAAAACUUUUAUGAAAUUAUCAUUAAAUAUUUCUGAAUGUAGACCUACUGUAUGUAUGUUUAACUGUUCACUGUAUAAAUAACUGUACUCUGGAAUGACUGUUGACGACGCUCACAGUUUAACACACUUUUAAUAACAGAUCUACACGAAGCAGACACGUUUUUCAGUCUAAAUUUAAACUUUAAGCCAUCCUCCUUUAAGAGCUGUUAACCCUUUCUUUACUAUGCCAGCCUAAGUACUGUUUUUACAUCUCUCUUCUGGUGCUAUGUUAUUUAUCCAGAACUACAUUACUGAAGAAAAACAGCACUGUACUCUCCAACUACCUGUAUUAUAAGAAUAUAAAGUAAUUUAUUGUGUGUACAAAGAGAAUCGACAUGUUUAUUCAUAGAAAGGCUCAGAGAGGAAAAAAAUGAUCAAUGCAGCUGCAGUUAGAUUCAUUCAUUUUGGGCUGACUCUAUCUGUGAUUGUGCUUCUGUGUAAAUCUGUUGUCAAGUAGACCAGACUCAAAUGGGAUGUGCGCAGUCACUCUGGAUUAAACUCAAACUGUUGUUUCAGAAUCAUCUCAUCCCAAAGGUCAUCUGCUGUUUCAUCUCUUGAGCACAUCCCUCUUUUUUACCAGUACAAAUAUUUAUGAUGUGGGUCACACUGAACAAAGAAAACUGCUGUAGAGUAAUUAGAUUAGAUUAGAUUAGAUUUAAUCUAUCAGUCAUAAGGGCGCCAUUUUAUCAUCAUCUGUAAAUCUGAUGAGAAACAUUUGAAAUUAAACAGUUUCUCAUCAUCCGCAGCAUGAAAGGAUUAAUUUCCUCCUGUUUAGUGGAAGGAUUAUCAAACUCACCAGGAAAAAGAAACAGCAUUAGCUGCUUGAUUUGCAAAAAGGAGCACUAAUGAUUUCUACCCAGCUAUAAUCUAUCAAUCCACCCCAUGUAUUCUUGGUUUAAAGGAUUUUUGUCUGAGAACAUUAAAGAGG
Messenger RNA from Xyrichtys novacula (pearly razorfish), 7302 nucleotides. The record is from the annotation of a GenBank genome assembly. Lineage: Eukaryota; Metazoa; Chordata; Actinopteri; Labriformes; Labridae.